AUGGAAGCAGCAGACGAGGUCUUGAUGGUCGAUGAGGUGGAAGAGAGGAAGAGGCGGGACGUGGCCCGCGAACUGCUCGACACCGAGCGCACCUACGUCGCCAACAUCACAACCUAUCUGCAGCCGCUGCGGGUGCAAGGACUGGUGGCCGAGGAGCAGCUGGGCCACAUGUUCGGCAACAUCGAACGGCUGUGGGCCAUCAGCUCCGAGCUGCUCGCCGCACUCGAGGACCGCCUGCACUGGUGGGGUCCACACCAGCAGCUCGGCGAUGUCUUCCUUCGUCUGGUCUACGACGAGUACUACCACAACUACGACCGGGCCGUGGAGACGGUCGACACGCUGGAGCGCCAGGACGCCGGCUUCAAGCAGUUCCUACUCGACCAAGUGCAGGUCGGCGGCUUCGGCUGCGAGGCACUCACCCUGGGCUCGAGGCUGAUUCUGCCCAUCCAGCGGCUGCCGCGGUACCUGAUGCUGCUGGGGGCGCUGGCGGCCAAGACGCCCGCGGGCCAUCCCGACCAGGGCCUGCUGCGGGAGGCCCUGGAGCAGCUCCAGGAGACCGCCACUCGGAUCGACGACCAGCUCAAGCGCAUGGAGAACCGCAACCGUAUCUACCACAUCCAGAGCCAGCUCUUCUCCUGCCCCGUGCUGGCCACGCCGGACCGUGUGUUGCUGAGGGAGGGGGUGGUGCUCAAGCUGUCUUCGUCAUUCGCGGUGAACUGCACCAUCUUCCUCUUCUCCGAUGUGCUGGUCUACGCCCAUCGGUCCCUCAAGUCCUUCUCCCUCCUGCGCUACAAGGGCACCAUCAAUCUGGCGGAAUGCUUCGUGCGCAGCAUUCCAGACUCGGAUGAGUUCAAGAACGCGUUCCAGGUGCUGGUGGCCUUUGAGAAGCCCCUCACCCUCUACACGAAGAAGGCCGAGGACAAGGUGGCCUGGAUGGCCGCCAUCCAGGACGCCAUCGAUGCCCUCCUCGCUGCCGAGCCCGACCUCGUCGACCAGCGCAAGUCGUGGAAGCCCAGCAAGAAGUCGCAGGGCGUGUGGCGGCUGCUGCGCGAUCGCAACCUCCUCAAGCGCUCCCCCGACACCUCUGACUCCGACCCCUCCCCGCUUCCCUCUCUCCCGACUUCCACAUCUUCAUCAUCAUCUUCUUCCUCUUCAUCACCAUCGUCUUCAUCGUCAUCAUCAUCCUACCCGUCGUUGGCCUUGUCGCCUCGUCGGUUCUACACUCAAUCGUUCUCCCACUCGGCUCCGCUUCCGAGCGUCGAGGAGCUGACUCAGUCCGCCGAGGAGCCCACAGGCCGGUUGAGUCGGGUCAAGAGCGGUCGUCUGCGCCAACGCAAGUUGGACCAGGCCCAGGCCAGCCGCAGCACCCCCGCCGUCGCCAGCCGCCACCACCACCACCAGCCUCUGUCGGCGGACAGCAGCACCUCGCCGGAGCCGGCGGCGGCCAAGGAAGGCGGUCAAGCGAAGAAGGAGAAGCGGGAGAGGCAGCAGAAGGACAAGGAGACCAGGCGGAAGCACCUCCUCCACUCCCUCACCCUGCGCAGGUUUUCAUCCGCUUCCCACAACCACCGCCACCACAACCGGGACGAACCACCAUCAUCGCUGUCGCCACGAUCUUCGCCAACGUCGCCCACGGCCCUGAGCCCGUCACAAAGCCCGCGAGAUCGACUGGCGCAGCUGCUGAGCCCGCGGCUGCCUCCGCUGACCCGGCAGAGCCCUUGCCCGACGUCGUCGGGCGCGCAGGUGGCGGAGAUGGCCCGACGCUCCACGGCCGUUACCGGCCGGCCCCCGACGGCGCAGAAGAUGCGAUCGAUAUCGGGCGAGCUCCCCCGAAACAAGAGCCGGGGCGCGACCGCCACCCCGGCCUCGCUGCCGUUACUGAGAAACCACCCAACCGCCGUCACCGUCGACGACUCGGUAGUUUGGCGCUCGUCUGCGACUGACAUCGACGAAAGCUGGAUUCUCGAGCGCAUGUACACCUCGGACUCAGGCGCGUUCGACCACCCGAUCACGCCCUCGCCCACGUCGGCGCCGGUGUCGUCACCGUCGCCGUCGCCGCUCCUCAGGGCGUUGGGCUUGCCUCGAACGGCGGCGGCGUCGUCGUUGGCGGCGGCCAAGGCGGUCAUCCGUGGCUGGGAGCCGCCCGAACACGAACGGCCCAAGCACCGGCACCGGCCACCGUCCGCCUCAGGGAGUCCCCACCGCCAUCAACGCGGCCAGACCGACAGCAACCACCUUCCAUGA
Messenger RNA from Acanthamoeba castellanii str. Neff, 2244 nucleotides. RefSeq names its product RhoGEF domain containing protein. The transcript is spliced from 9 exons. Gene Ontology annotation, molecular function: guanyl-nucleotide exchange factor activity. The record is from RefSeq and is a predicted model, not a curated record. Lineage: Eukaryota; Discosea; Longamoebia; Acanthamoebidae. Bases 1 to 2244 code for a protein of 747 amino acids.